AUGGACUGGAAUGCGACAACAUCGUCUGCCAAUGCAACUAGUUGUGGUAAUCUGGAUAUGAGAGGCAUGGCACAAGCACUCCAUGACGACUUGAGUCAGGCUCACCAUGACCGUGAAUCGUUACAAGAACAGUUGGCUGAAAGGGUUGAGAAGCACUCAGAGAUAUUGAUGGAGAAUAAGCAGCUACACAAGAGAAUAGCCACUUUGCAGCAGCAAAUGACAUUUGCGAUCGAGGCACAAACACGUCUGGAGACUGAUUAUUAUGCAAGAGAACAAGACCUUGAGGAAUUCAAGAAGACCGUAGCCCAAUUGACACGUGAAAAGAAGGAAGUCAUCAAGCAGCUGGAAUCCGAGCAAGAAACCUUUGAGUAUCAGCAGCAACGAUGGCUUCAGAAGGAAGAAUCCCUUAACAAGCAGAUCCGCAAAUUGAGUAGCCAGGCAACCACUACUGCAGCCAGCUGUAAACGACGACUGCCAACAAGCCCAAAGUCAUCACCCUCAGAAUAUGACAACAAAAAGAUGUCACCUUCGCCUCGUCAACAACGAGUAGUGAGUCCCGCUGCUGAAAAGACCAUCACCAAACUCAAAUCACAGCUUGCAAAUUUGGAGAAACAAUAUGCUGAUCAGCACCAGUAUCAGUUAGCGUGUAUCAACCAUCUUGAAGAACAAUUGGCAAGCGCACGUCAAAUGAAUGAAUCAUUGAUGGAAGACAACGAGAGCUAUCAGCUUUUACUACAUGAAAAGACCAUGAAUGGCGAAAUCCUUGCAGCUUCGCGUGCAACCAUGGAUACCGAGAGCUCGGAUACAAGGGGGAUAAACCUGGCAGAUGAACUUGGAAACGCUAAUUACAUUCAAGAGCAAGAGAGCUCGCUUUAUGAUGAAGUACGAUCACUCAAGGACACCAAUCGUGCGCUCCAACUCUACCUCAACAAGAUAUUGAUGAAAAUUAUUGACAAUGAAAGCAUGCAGCACGUUCUCAGUGUGGAUGAUAUCCCUGCAACAUCAAAUAUACAUCCUCCAAAACAGCAUGAUAUCACGAUCCAGCCACAAUCAUCCACGAGUACCAUACCAAAAGUGAUGCGUUCAUCUUUUUCAACCGGCUUGCUGAGCAAAUUCCUUUCAAAAAGGCUACCGCUAUCACAACAAACGAGGGAUAUCAACAUCAAUGUAACCGAAGAAGCAAUACCGGUGAAUACUGUAGAUGAUGGGAAAGAUGUAAGCUGUACACGAUGA
Lichtheimia ornata is the source of this 1233-nucleotide messenger RNA. RefSeq lists its product as uncharacterized. The record is from RefSeq and is a predicted model, not a curated record. The transcript is spliced from 5 exons. The coding region runs from base 1 to 1233 and encodes 410 amino acids. Lineage: Eukaryota; Fungi; Mucoromycota; Mucoromycetes; Mucorales; Lichtheimiaceae.